This is a messenger RNA of Brachypodium distachyon (stiff brome), 1041 nucleotides long. RefSeq names its product inosine-5'-monophosphate dehydrogenase. The record is from RefSeq and is a predicted model, not a curated record. The transcript has 5 exons. The coding region runs from base 110 to 757 and encodes 215 amino acids. NCBI's taxonomy places the organism in Eukaryota, Viridiplantae, Streptophyta, Magnoliopsida, Poales, Poaceae.
UCCGCGGCUCCACUCCACUCCAGUGAUCCAGUCUACACCACCGCUCGGCGCUCGUGCACCACGCUCCGCAAGCCCAAGCCCAGCCGAUCCAUCGCCACCCACUGCCCCCAUGGCGUCCUCCCUUUCCUCCGCCGUCCAUUGCGCCCUCCCGUCGCGGUCUCCGUCCGCGGCGCCACGGCGCGCUUCGUUCCUCCUCCGGGGGGCGCCGCGGCGGCGGCAGAGGGCGGCCGUGGUGGCGGCGGCGCUGGAGGACAUGCGCCCGGCCAUCGACGAGAACCCGGAGGGCGUGCUCUCCGGGGAGUGGACCGAGAACUUCUCCCUCGUCAGCUACGACGACCUCCGCCAGUACCUCGAGUCCCAGAUCAUCGACACCGACAAGAUGAGCCCCACGGCGAGGCUCGGGGACGUCAUGUCGCGCCCCGUGCAGGUGGCCAUGGCGGACCAGAAGCUGGCCGAGAUCGACGCCCUCUUCGCCACCCAGUCCGGCAUGCCCGUGCUCGACGACGAGGGGAGGUGCAUCGGGGUCGUCUCCAAGAAGGACAAGGACAAGGCCUCCAAUGGGUUGGACUCGACUGUUGGAGAAGUCAUGUCUUCUCCUCCUAUAACUCUGACACCUGAGAAGACUGUCUUGGAAGCUGCUGCAUUGAUGCUGAAGCAUAAAGUUCACAGGAUACCAGUUGUGAAUGAACAACGGCAAGUUAUUGGGAUCGUCACGCGCACGGACGUGUUCCAGGCUUUGGAGGCCAACAGGGCGUAAGGCUCUUCCCUGUUCCUCCCUGUACAUUUUGGCAAUGGCGCAGUGUAGCCUGCCUACCGGAGUAACACUCCUGUACAUGAAUAAUAAUCCUAGCAGCCUAGUCUGGAUGUGUGCUGUGUGCCGAGGCCUGCCUUCCUAUGUAUAUCGCUGGCGGGCUCGGCAUGCUAUGUUUCUGCACGAGUUGUAUGCUGUGUGUUGUGUACCUGUGAAAUCUUGAAUAGUUGUUGAAUACUGCUGUUUGCUGGGUCUCUUGUGUGAUGAGUUUGUGAGAAUUGGGCAGUUCA